CAAGAAGGUAUCAUGUGCGUGCCUGUUGAGCGGUUAUUCGGUUUUGGUGUACCAUGUGUUUGCGUAACUGAUUUUUAGGAUAUCGCUGGAUUAUAAUUACCGGUGAUGGAAUUUCGCCUAGACUUAAGAUGCCUCCAAGGAAAAACCGUAACUUUACCAGGAGUACAUGAUAAAGACGGAAGACCAAUCCUAUUGGUUACAGUCCCACCAGAAACUCCACCUCUGGAUAUUGUUAUUCCUCUACAGUACCUGCUUUCCAUUUUUAGCAAUUCUAGUCGUUCUCGAGGAAUUACAACAAUCCUAGAUGCCAGAAAAGGACCUUGGAAAGUGGCUAGAUCGUGCAUAAAACAAAUAACUACGGUCUUCGAGAGUGGAGAAUUGGCACAUCUUGUUGUCCUGAGGCCUGAUGCUUUCUGGGACAAGCAGAGAGUCGAAAAUUGCACAUCAAAUAAAAAGGGCAAUCCAGUUAUCUUCAUUCCACGAUCCCGCUUGAACAAGUUCGUGGACCAGUCGCAGCUCCCUCUCGAACUUGGCGGCAGUUUCGUUUAUAAUCACGAAAAGUGGAUUGAGAACAGACGGAAAGUGGAGGAAUUCUACAACGACGUCGAAACGACUUUGAAAGAUCUUAAUGAGUUACAUCAAUAUCUGCUUCAAAGUCAAACCCUAAGAGCUAGUCAAGUCGAAAAUGCCAUAAAUACAAGCACCGAUAUGGCGGACUCGGCGAAAAUGUUGGUACACAAUGCAACGGAAAUGGGACGUGAACUAAUUCAAAACAUCGAAUACGAUAUCCGAACAAGAAAAUUUGCAACCGAAGAUUUCGAAAGUAUUUCCCCUCCACAAGACGUUUUGGAUACCAUAGAACGGAUAGACGAAGUGUUGGGUACCAUAAGGAAAAACCAACAAACCAUUGAGGAAGCCUGGUCAAAUAUGGAAAGAACAUUUAUUAAUGCCAAAGAUUUAUGUUAUUUAGAGGAAGGAGUGGUUAGGGUAACAAAUUGGAUAUUAGGACAUGCUGAAAAUUUACUGAACUCGCGACACAAAGUUGGUUACGACGUUUCUUCAGCUGAAGAACUACGAAGGGAACACGAAUCCAUAGAAUUUCAGUGCUGGAGCACGUACGGCGCUUACGCCGAAAUAAUCCACAAAAUCAACAGCUUUUCAAAUGAAGACCAGCUAACAGAACAACAAAAAGAUAUAAUUUCACAGAAAGACUUCAUGGAUUUUGUGUGCAGAAGUUUUGCUUUAAGGUUGGAACGUCGAAGAAACAUCCUUAUCACCUCCUUGAGGUUCUUUAGAUUGGUCGCCAAGUAUUUUGAUAAAACUAGCGAAGUUUUCGAUUCGUUAGUUAUGGGAAAUAAAGUCAUUGAAUUUCAGUCAGCUGGUUAUAAACUAAAAGAACUGCAAGAAAGUCAGGCUAAUUUGGAUGGCAUAGAGAGAGAGUUGGUGAAAGAAGGAGAGAAACUAUCCGAUAUGUUGUCUAUGCCGGUUAAGGACGCGCUCGGCAGAGAAAUAAUGGUCGAUUAUAGCGAAGACAUCGUCAAUAUACGAGACAUAUUGGAUGCCACGACAGCGAGGAAGAACAUAUUCAGCGACAGCGUCGAGCUACAAAAAUUAACGCUCGAACAGGUCAAACACAUCGACGGCUACGAGAAGGACGCUAAUCAAGCGGUACAGUGGCUCGAAGAUCUGCUGCAGGUGAUGUUGAAAGAUCACAGUCACGUGGGUUGCACCGUGCAGGAGAUACAGGCCCAGAAAGAGGAGCACCAAAUGUUCCAAGAGACCGCCAAGGAUACCUAUAAUUACGGCUGUCAACUGCUUAAUGCGUCGCUAGUUUUGCGACAAUCCUGCAAACUGCCUUUAGAAGAACAUGCAAAUUUAUAUCAAACACUUAAAACCUGCUGGCAAAGUCUUCUUACCGUUAGUCAAGAACAAAUGACGAGAUUUCGAGUUUCUGCGGUUUUUCAUAGAUCCGUGGAAGAUCAGUGUAACCAACUGAGGGAUUUAAGAGAAGCUGUCGCUACAAUACCUUUAAUGGACUUGGGCAAGAAAAAAACGAGGGUUAGUCAUUAUUUCAGCUGCAGGGAAAAACUGCUUGUGGAAGUUGGCAGGAUGGUUCGAUUGGGAAGACUGUUAAGAAGUAGACUAAGGGAACCACUUUUUAUUAUUAAACAAUUGCCAGAUUUAGAGGAGGAUCCCUUCGAUUCUGCAGACGACAAUGAAAUAGCAGUUGAGGCGAUAUCAGAAAGAUUAGCAGAAGUGACUGGUUUAGCGGAAGAACUAGAUCAAACUUUACAAAGUGCACAACAAGACUGUUCUAUUCUUAGUAAUUAUAGCGAGGAAAUUUGCAAUCCGGAAAGCAUAAGCAACACUAUAUUUCUGAAGAAGAUCAUGGAGAAUCAGCCAACAACAUCUGAUGUAAGUAAAGUGAUAAAAGCAAAUGAAUUGAAUAUAUUAUAUUGA
Messenger RNA from Brassicogethes aeneus, 2460 nucleotides. The record is from the annotation of a GenBank genome assembly. Lineage: Eukaryota; Metazoa; Arthropoda; Insecta; Coleoptera; Nitidulidae.